Molecule: messenger RNA, 1362 nt
Organism: Microthlaspi erraticum
Lineage: Eukaryota; Viridiplantae; Streptophyta; Magnoliopsida; Brassicales; Brassicaceae
Source: the annotation of a GenBank genome assembly
AUGGCGUCGUCGUCUCAGAAAUUGACCGCUUUUUGUUUAGCCGUUAUCGUCGUCUUAGCUCUCACCGCAACCUUUUUCCGGAACAUUGAAAUCUCUCCCUCCAGGAAGCUGAAAACAGAGAAGUUGCAGAGCUCGAAAAACAGCUCAACAAUGGCGGCGACAAGGCUUGAAGGUGUGGAGUUGAAGGAAGAACAUGAACACGCCGUUAAUGAUCCAGAUAAAGUUGCUGAUGAAGUCGCUAAGCUUGUUCAUAUGAGUGAACAGAACAGGACAGAAAGGAGGAAGCUUGGAUUUUUCUCAUGUGGAACUGGUAAUCCAAUCGAUGACUGUUGGCGUUGUGACCGUAACUGGCAUAAGAACCGUAAACGCCUCGCGGAUUGUGGGAUUGGUUUUGGACGGAACGCGAUUGGAGGUCGUGAUGGACGCUUCUACGUCGUCACUGACCCGACUGAUGAAGACGUUGUUAAUCCCAAACCCGGAACUUUACGCCAUGCGGUUAUCCAGGAAGAGCCUCUGUGGAUUGUGUUCAAAAGGGAUAUGGUGAUAGAGCUGAAGCAAGAGCUGAUCAUGAACAGUUUCAAGACCAUUGAUGGCCGUGGUGUUAAUGUCCAUAUAGCUAAUGGUGCUUGCAUCACUAUCCAGUUUAUCACCAAUGUCAUCAUUCAUGGUCUUCACAUUCAUGAUUGCAAGCCUACUGGUAACGCAAUGGUUAGAAGCUCUCCGUCUCAUUUUGGUUGGAGGACAAUGGCUGAUGGCGAUGCUGUCUCUAUCUUUGGAUCAUCUCAUAUAUGGAUUGAUCACAACUCUCUCUCUCACUGUGCUGAUGGACUUGUUGAUGCUGUCAUGGGUUCCACUGCUAUUACCGUUUCCAAUAACCACUUUACCCACCACAAUGAGGUGAUGUUGCUAGGGCACAGUGACUCGUACACAAAAGACAAGCUGAUGCAAGUGACCAUUGCUUACAACCAUUUUGGAGUAGGACUGGUUCAGAGAAUGCCAAGAUGCAGACAUGGGUACUUCCAUGUGGUUAACAAUGACUACACACACUGGGAGAUGUACGCCAUUGGUGGAAGCGCAGAGCCAACCAUCAACAGUCAAGGAAACAGAUAUGCUGCUCCUAUGGACCGUUUCGCCAAGGAGGUGACGAAAAGGGUAGAGACGGAUGCAAGUGAGUGGAAGAAGUGGAAUUGGAGGUCAGAAGGAGAUCUUCUACUGAAUGGAGCAUUCUUCAAGGCAUCCGGAGCAGAAGCUUCAGCUAGCUACGGACGAGCCUCAAGCUUAGCAGCUAAACCAUCAUCAAUGGUUGACUCUAUUACCUCUACUGCAGGAGCACUGGGUUGCCGCAGAGGCAGACCUUGCUAG